Molecule: messenger RNA, 4528 nt
Organism: Seriola aureovittata
Lineage: Eukaryota; Metazoa; Chordata; Actinopteri; Carangiformes; Carangidae
Product: NLR family CARD domain-containing protein 3-like
Exons: 11
Coding region: 653-3964 (1103 amino acids)
Molecular function (GO): protein binding
Source: RefSeq, a predicted model, not a curated record
AUGAUGGUGUGUUGCUUCCAUCCUUCAGUGCAGUGUGUGGUGCUGGACGUGACGUGACGUCAGUGUAGACUUCCCACAAUGCAGGGCUGUCACUGACCACUAUUUUUCUAUAGAUUAGUCCAUUGACUAUUUUUCCAAUUAGUCAAUCAAUCUUAACGAUUAAUGUUCCUCCAGAAAAUCUAAAUGACUCACUAGCACAGUCAGUCUACGUAGAAAGAGCCAGAUUCAGGGCUAAACAUUUGCUCAAACACUUAUUUAAUGUUAAUUCUAAGGCAGAACACGAUUUGAAAAUAAAUAUAUGGCGGUUAAUAUUGACUUUUUUACUUUUUAAUACAUUUGUAGACAUGUCUCAAAUUCUGUUUUGACUUUGUCUUUAUGGAGAAUUGAGGGAAGACCGAUGAGGGAAAAUGGAUUUAAAUUAUUGUGGCAUAAAACUAAAACACUAGUGAAGACGUCUGAAGACUAUCUGAACUCUAAUGGGAGAAUAAACCACAGACUGACUCAUGUGAUUUCCUGUAACUGCAGAGAGGAGGAGCAGAUGAAAGUGUUCAAAGUUCAGGUGUACAGGUGUUCAGAUUUCAGACGCUUUUUUAACUGUCGGAGCAGAAGGAAGGAAACUGAAGACUGAGGCAGACUGACUGAAGUCCUGAAGAUGAGUGUUUGUGUGGAGGAAGAGGAGGACAGAGCAGAGUCUCCAGGAUCCAUCUGUCCGUCUAUGAAGAUAGACCGGUCCAAACAUGACCCUCCAGCCUUCAGUACUGAACCUGGACCCUCAGACUCACAAGGUCAGAACCACAGACUGAGAGCAGAGUCUCCAGGAUCCAUCUGUCCGUCUAUGAAGAGUGGUGGGUCCAAAGAGUUUAACCCUCCAGGCUUCAGUACUGAACCUGGACCCUCAGACUCACAAGAGAGGAAGAGGAGAGGUGUCUCUGUGGAGGAGCAGCCGUCCAGCUGUGCUCUGUGUCAGGACGUCCUGAAGGAUCCAGUCUCUACCAGCUGUGGACACUGGUUCUGCAGAAAGUGCUUCACCUCAUACUGGGACCAGUCUGGUUCUUCAGGAGACUCCUCCUGUCCCCAGUGUGGACAAAGACCCAGAACAAGACCUGGACUGCAGACAGCCAGUCAGACCAGCACUGAACAAACAGAUAGUGGUCUGCAGGAGGUUUUACAUCAACAUAAGAUCAGUCUGAGGAGCAGAUGUGAACGUGUGACUGAAGGAACUGAUGGAACAGGAAGUGGAACCUUCCUCAACAGGAUCUACACUGAGCUCCACAUCACAGAGGGACAGAGUGAAGAGGUUAAUACCCAACAUGAGGUGAGGCAGCUGGAGACAACUUCCAGGAAGAAGACCCUCCAUGAUGCUCCAAUCAGGUGCCACGACAUCUUUAAAGUCUUACCUGACCAACAGAGAGAAGACGUCUCUAAAGUCUCACCUGACCAGCAGAGAGAAGACGUCUCUAAAGUCUUACCUGACCAACAGAGAGAAGACGUCUCUAAAGUCUCACCUGACCAACAGAGAGAAGACGUCUCUAAAGUCUCACCUGACCAGCAGAGACCCAUCAGAGUGGUUCUGACCAACGGCGUCGCUGGCGUUGGAAAAACCUUCUCGGUGCAGAAGUUCUCUCUGGACUGGGCAGAGGGCUUGGAGAACCAAGAUGUCAGUCUGCUGGUUCUGCUUUCGUUCAGGGAGCUGAACCUGAUCAGAGAUCAGCAGUACAGUCUUCUCAGGCUGCUCCAUGUUUUCCAUCCAACAUUACAGAAGGUCACAGCAGAGCAGCUCGCUGUCUGUAAAGUUCUGUUCAUCUUUGACGGCCUGGAUGAAAGCAGACUGUCACUGGAUUUCAACAGCAGGGAGGUUGUGUCUGAUGUCACACAGGAGUCAUCAGUCAACGUGCUGCUGACAAACCUCAUCAGGGGGAAUCUGCUUCCCUCGGCUCUCGUCUGGAUAACUUCCAGACCUGCGGCGGCCAAUCAGAUCCCUCGUACAUGUGUGGACAGGGUAACAGAAGUACGAGGCUUCACUGAUGCCCAGAAGGAGGAGUACUUCAGGAGGAGAUCCAGUGAUGAAGAGCUGUCCAGCAGAAUCAUCUCACACAUCAAGACGUCCAGGAGCCUCCACAUCAUGUGUCAAGUCCCAGUCUUCUGCUGGAUCACUGCUACAGUUCUGGACCACAUGUUGACCACAGACCAGAGAGGAGAGCUGCCCCAGACCCUGACUGACCUGUUCUCACACUUCCUGCUGGUUCAGACACAGAGGAAGAAGAACAAGUACCAUGAGGGACAUGAGACGAGUCCACAGAAGCUGACGGAGGCUGACGGGGAAGUUCUUCUGAAGCUGGGGAGGCUGGCAUUUGAACAUCUGGAGAAAGGAAACAUCAUGUUCUACCAAGAAGACCUGGAGCAGUGUGGUCUUGAUGUCACAGAGGCCUCGGUGUACUCAGGACUUUGUACUGAGAUCUUCAGAAGAGAGAGUGUGAUCUUCCAGAAAACAGUCUACUGCUUUGUUCAUCUGAGCGUUCAGGAGUUUCUGGCUGCAGUCUACAUGUUCCACUGUUACACCAACAGGAAGACAGAGGUCCUGGAGAACUUCCUGUGGAAACAACAUGUUGAUUUAGCCCUGGAUGACUUCCUGAUGGCAGCCAUGGAGAAAUCCCUCAAAAGUAAAAAUGGUCACCUGGACCUGUUUGUUCGCUUCCUUCAUGGCCUCUCUCUGGAGUCCAACCAGAGACUCUUAGGAGGUCUGCUGGGUCAGAGAGAGAACAGUCCAGAAACCAUCCAGAGAGCCAUCAACAACCUGAAGAAGAUGAACAGAGAUGAUAUCUCUCCUGACAGAAGCAUCAACAUCUUCCACUGUCUGACGGAGAUGAAGGAUCACUCAGUUCAUCAGGAGAUCCAAGAGUUCCUGAAGUCAGAGAACAGAUCAGAGAAGAAACUCACUGAGAUCCACUGCUCAGCUCUGGGCUACAUGCUGCAGAUGUCAGAGGAGGUUCUGGAGGAGUUGGACCUGAAGAAGUACAACACAACAUGGGAGGGACGACGGAGACUGAUCCCAGCUGUGAGGAACUGCAGAAAAGCUCGACUUGUUGACUGUGGACUCUCACAGUCUCACUGUGAAGUCGUGGCCUCAGCUCUGAAGUCCAACCCCUCCCAUCUGAGAGAACUGGACCUGAGUAGAAACGACCUGGAGGAUUCAGGAGUGAAGCUUCUGUCUGCUGGACUGGAGAGUCCAAACUGUGGACUGGAGACUCUGGGAUUGGAGGGCUGCAGUUUGUCAGAGAUCAGCUGUUCUUCUCUGGCCUCAGCUCUGAAGUCCAACCCCUCCCACCUGAGACACCUGUACCUGAGUCACAACAAUGACCUGCAGGAUUCAGGAGUGAAGGGUCUGUGUGGUUUUCUGGAGAGUCCAGACUGUCGACUGGAGACUCUGAGAUUGAGGAGCUGCAGUUUGUCAGAUAUCAGCUGUUCUUAUCUGGCCUCAGCUCUGAAGUCCAACCCCUCCCACCUGAGAGAACUGGACCUGAGCUACGCCAACCUGCAGGAUUCAGGGGUGAAGGGUCUGUGUGGUUUUCUGGAGAGUCACGACUGUCGACUGGAGACUCUGAGAUUGUGGAACUGCAGUUUGUCAGAUAUCAGCUGUUCUUCUCUGGCCUCAGCUCUGAAGUCCAACCCCUCCCACCUGAGACACCUGUACCUGAGCAAUAACAACAACCUGCAGGAUUCAGGAGUGAAGGGUCUGUGUGGUUUUCUGGAGAGUCCAGACUGUAGACUGGAGACUCUGAGGUUGAAGAACUGCAGUUUGUCAGAGAUCAGCUGUUCUUCUCUGGCCUCAGCUCUGAAGUCCAACCCCUCCCAUCUGAGAGACCUGGACCUGAGCAACAACAAGCUGCAGGAUUCAGGAGUGAAGGGUCUGUUUGAUCUUGUGAAGAGCCCAGACUGUCGACUGGAGACUCUGAGCUGGAGGUGAUCUGUCUACAGAGAGUGAAGAGGAGAGGAGAGCUUCAUCCAGCAGUGACUGACAGGAAUCAGAAGAAGUGGAGAUGACUCUCAGUGCUGAAACACACACUUCCUGUUUGUGUUGCUCUCAACAGUCUGAGCUUCACAAAGAGGGACUUUCAGUGUAAAAUGACUUUAACUCUGAAGAUGAGUUUGACUCAGACGGUUGAAGCCUCGUGUUCUUCAGCUGAACUUUAGGAGAUAUUAUUGUAGGAGGAACAUGUUGUUGUUAUCCUCCAUCUCUUCAUCAACGCUGUGACCAACAGCUCUGUCAGUGUGUAAAUAGACGUGACGUGUUUUCAGACAGGCUGUCCAUUAUAAUGUAGAGUCAACAAGUAUCAUUGCUUUAAUUCAUCUUUAAUUAACUGCACUUUAAAUCAUCCUUUAUGGUAAAUAAUGUAUUUAUAUUUACUUCCUGUUCUUACAGCCUGAUCUCUGACUGAUGUUUAGUUCACCUGUUUUUAUAGCAGAAUAAUAAUUCAUUGUAAAUUCAAAUGUAACUUUAUUUUAUCACAAUAAAAUCACAGUGAAGGAG